AUGAGCGAGGCAAGGGAAACAGUCGCGGUUGUAGAUCACGAGCUCCCCCGCAAGCGCUCCUCUAAAGCAUGCGAGGCCUGCCGCGCGCGCAGAAUCAAAUGUGUCGGCCCACCGCCGUGCACACCCUGCCGUACCGCCGGUAUCGGGAGCAGCUGUACCGUUCGGCUCAAGGCGCGUCCAAAACGCGCGCCGAGCGCCAAGCUCUUCCUCCGCCAUCAGAACCACGACGCUGUGGAUCCACCACGCGAGUUGCAUGAUCCCCUUUCCAGCGCGUCGUACGCCGAACCAAUCUUCCUCGACAAGCGUAAUCCGCUCGACGAGCUCGAGGCCGCACUUGCCGGAUGGUGCCGCAACAAGGGGUUGCCCUUCUCCCAGCUCGUGUUCAAGGUGGACACCCGUUUGGCUGGCAUCCCUUCCACUCCAUUGCCUCCACAGCCCCUGCUCACCAAGUAUGAGGAUGUACUCAUGGAGCAGCUGCUUCACGAGCAAGGGGGCGACUUUGAUUCGCGCGAACCGCCGAGCGACCGUACCCUCCUGCGAUCGUUGUAUGGUCGGUACCGGGCAAUGCCUAACAGCCUUACCGACGACCAGACGGCGCUUGUGUAUGCUGCGCUAUGUACGAGCCGCUUUGCGCAGAUCCGCGUCGCCAUCAGCGAGGGCGAGAACCUCACGCUGACGGACGAGAGCCGCGAGGAUAUUACGUACUACCACAAGGCGUACAACGCGUUGGCGAGCUGGAAUCGGCCCAGUCUGGUGGCUUUAUGGGCGAUCUUCUACCUCAUCCCGUUCUCGAUCGGCAUGGGCGGGCCUGCCGAGACGAAGGAUCUGCUGCAGCAGAUGGCGUGGCAGGUCAAAGAGCUGGGUCUGCAUCGCCGUGAGACCGCGAGCCUGUACCAGCCACAUGACCAAGUCGGCGCGCUCUUCUCUGCUUUCUUCUACACCGAGAUGUUCCGAAGUUCUCUUAUGGACCUGCGGCCCGCCAUCCCGUUCACUGAGAUCGACGUGGACCCGACACCUCCAGCGACAAUGUUCCCCGAAUGUCUCGCGCGCUCGUCGUUCUUCACCGCCAAGCUCCUGGCUGAUUACGGGGACCCUCACGUGGACACGAGCAACCUCGCGUACAUCACCGCAACCGAGGCUGCGUGGAUGCCGUAUGUCCGCGAGAUGCGGCACGUAUCGUACCUCGAGGCGGGUCAGCGAGCCAAGCUCGCAUGGGCCCAGUUCCGGUACAACUGGCUCCGCAUCCUCCUCUACCUUCCACAUAUCGGACGCGAGGGUCUCGCCCCGCAGGCGUGGGCCACGAUAACACGCGCCGUUGAGCAGAUCAUGUACAGCUACUCGGACCUGAUCAGCGUCAACCAGCUCAACCCGUCCUGGCCGCAAGUGCAGCGCCUGGUAGUGUGCGGGCAGCUCCUCAUCCUGGCUCACGACGCGGGUGAGCUGCACCGCCGCGAAGCACAGACGCUCUUCCAGCUCCUGCACGACCUGCUGCUCAAGCACCAGGACACAUGGCCGAUCUGUGCCGAGCUCAUCAUCGGGUUCAAAGCUGUCGCAUGCGUGUUUGAUCUCAACGUUGGACCCGAGCGCUCUGUACCGUUCCUCCCCGUCGACGGCGCUGUUGUCGACCCGCAGGUCGACGGAUGGCCAUACGCCUUCGGCUUUGACUUUGACCUCUCGACGUUCGCCUUUACUUAG
Cutaneotrichosporon cavernicola is the source of this 1695-nucleotide messenger RNA. RefSeq lists its product as uncharacterized. Gene Ontology annotation, molecular function: DNA-binding transcription factor activity, RNA polymerase II-specific; zinc ion binding. The transcript is spliced from 7 exons. The record is from RefSeq and is a predicted model, not a curated record. Lineage: Eukaryota; Fungi; Basidiomycota; Tremellomycetes; Trichosporonales; Trichosporonaceae. Gene Ontology annotation, biological process: regulation of DNA-templated transcription. Gene Ontology annotation, cellular component: nucleus. Bases 1 to 1695 code for a protein of 564 amino acids.